Messenger RNA from Neocloeon triangulifer, 5129 nucleotides. RefSeq names its product zinc finger MIZ domain-containing protein 1-like. The transcript is spliced from 14 exons. The coding region runs from base 524 to 3610 and encodes 1028 amino acids. Lineage: Eukaryota; Metazoa; Arthropoda; Insecta; Ephemeroptera; Baetidae. The record is from RefSeq and is a predicted model, not a curated record. Gene Ontology annotation, biological process: regulation of transcription by RNA polymerase II; protein sumoylation. Gene Ontology annotation, molecular function: SUMO ligase activity; zinc ion binding.
CUUAUUGUUGGAUGACGAAUUUGUGCCAAUUUUCCGUCGCAAUCAGUGGUGAUUUCGUGAUUCGUGUUUCCACUACUUGCAAGUGGUGCCAGGAGGACUCCAGCCGCCCAUCAGACGUUGCAGUUCUUGGGCGACGGCGAUGCUCAGACGGUCCUGGUUUGGUCCGGCGACCACCUGUGGGCAAAAACAAGCUGCGGCGUCAACACAAAGCCUUGACGCCGCAAGACUUCUCCAGAUGGUUCACAGCCUUCCUCAGGGCGGAUUUGACCUCGGGGUUGAGCGUCCUGGUGAAGACGCCGCCGUCAUCCUCAACAUAGCAAAUGCGCAUUCCUUUCAGGUCCACCUAAAAUGAAUUUUGAGUCGCUUGGAUGAGAGCGAGGGGUUGAGUGGCCCCGAGCAUCAACAGUUUAACGCAGGCGGGCCCGGCAGCAGGGCCACCAGCAGAGCGGCGGCGCCGCGGAGACGUCGUGGCUGCUCAAAGGGCGCCGACGACGGCAGCGGCGGGCUCCGCGCCUCCACAAUUAUGCACCAGCAAAUCUCGUCCAGCACGAUGAACAGCAAAAUGGGACCUCAAGGGGAGUGGUCGCCAGGCGGCGGCUCUGCCCAGCAGCUCUCGGUGGUGACCACGGUGUGGGGUGUCACGGCCACCAGCCAGGCCGGCCCCCACCACACGACGGCCGCCUCUUACGGCGGUCCGGCCGCCUUUCCCCAGACGGCCGCUGGAGGCGGCCACAAGCCCGGAACCUUCACACAAGGCUACCACCACAGGCAGCCCACGCAACCGCACCCCAACAAUGGGUACGGUGGAGGGCCUAACGGUGUGAUGAGCAACCCUCACAUGGGCCCCAACCCUGGGGACGCUUCCGGGGCGCAGUACGGCGCCCCUAACUCGGCGCUCAGCACGGCGGCCAUGGUAGCGGCGGCCACGGCCACUGCAACGGCCACCGCCAGCGUUGUUGCUCUGCAGGAACGACAAGACAUGAGCCAGCAGUAUGCCCAGAUGCACGGUAUGUCGCAUGGACAGCAGCAGUACCCAGGCAUGGUACAGUACAACCAGCGCGGCAUGCCCAUGGGCAACCCUGGCAUGGGUCCCAACAUGGGCCAAAUGAACCCCGGCAUGAUGAUGGGCAGCCAAGGCGGAUCGAUGCCUCAAAAUCCCAAUAUGAUGCAAAAUAUGGCUGGAAAGAUGGCCAUGCAGCAGGGUCCACAGAGUGGUGGUGCCAUGUAUCCUGGCACCAACCCCCGCCGGAUGGCUCCUUACCCCUCGGCCGGCAUGCACAUGUCCCAGAAGCGGCAACAGCAACAGCAUCAACAACAGCAACAACAUCAACAGCAGCAGCAGCAACAACAACAACAAAUGGCCGGCCAGUACCCCGGAGGCUUCAACGGCGGCCCCCAACACUACCCCUUCCAGCAGCAGCAGCAGCAACCCCCGCCGCAGCAGCAGCAGCAACAACGGUUUCCCAACCAGUACCCUCAGGGCCAUCCCCAGACCCACCCUCAGGGUCAUUCCCAGGCCCAUCCGCAAGGUCAUCCUCAGGGCCACCCUCAGGGUCCUCCGCAGGGCGGUCCAGUCGGACAGCAAGGCUUCGGCAUGAGCUCUCGAGGAAGGCAAAGCACACCCCCUUACCCCCACCAGCAGGCUAACCAGGGCUACUUCAGCGGCGGCCAAAUGGUGAGUAACGGUCAGUACAGCCAGUACGGGUCGCAGCAGCAAAUGAAUGCCCAAAUGGCAGCGCAAUUAGGGCCCCAAAUGGGACCACAGAUGACCCCGCACCCGCACCCGACGCCGCAGCCCCAUUCUCAGCAGCAGCAGCAACCACCGCCACAACAGCAACCUGUGUUCCAGCAAUUCCAACAGGAAAUAAGCCAGCGCUCUGUCAGCUACCAGCACAGCCCCAUCCCCGGCAACCCGACGCCCCCUCUCACCCCUGCCAGCAGUUUGCCACCCUACAUAAGCCCCAACCAGGACGUCAAACCCAAUAUUGGGGGUGACGUCAAGCCGGUCAGCGACAUGAAACCUCCCCUUCCUGUGCAAACAGACGAUGAACUGCGGCUGACUUUCCCGGUGCGCGACGGCAUCAUCCUGCCUCCAUUCCGGCUGGAGCACAACCUGGCUGUAAGCAACCACGUCUUCCAGCUGAAGCCAACUGUGCACCAGACGCUGAUGUGGCGCAACGACCUGGAGCUGCAGCUCAAGUGCUUCCACCAUGAGGACCGGCAGAUGAGCACCAACUGGCCAGCGUCGGUGCAAGUGUCGGUGAACGCGACGCCACUCAACAUUGACCGCGGCGAGAACAAGACCUCUCACAAGCCGCUGUACCUAAAGGACGUGUGUCAGGCUGGCAGGAACACAAUCCAGAUCACAGUUUCCGCCUGCUGCUGCUCGCACCUCUUCGUCCUGCAGCUCGUACACAGGCCCAGCGUGCGCAGCGUCCUCCAGGGUCUCCUCCGCAAGCGGCUUCUCACCGCCGACCACUGCAUCUCCAAAAUCAAGCGCAACUUCAGCAACUCGGCCUCGAACGUAAUGGGCCCGUCCGACGGCGUGGAGCAAACUGCUCUCAAGGUCUCACUAAAGUGUCCCAUCACCUUCAAAAAGAUUGUGCUGCCAGCGAGGGGCCACGAUUGCAAACACAUACAAUGUUUUGAUCUCGAAUCGUACCUGCAAUUGAACUGCGAGCGCGGCUCGUGGCGAUGUCCAGUGUGCAACAAAUCUGCACAGCUGGAGGGUCUGGAGGUGGACCAGUACAUCUGGGCCAUCCUGAGCAAACUGGGGCCCAACUCGGAGGCAGACGAAAUCACCAUAGACGCUCAGGCCAACUGGAAAACGGCCAAGAGCAGCAGCGUGCACGACGUCAAGGCUGAAAACGAGUCCGAGGAUUCUUGCGGCGCCAAGAGGCACAACAAGAUGAUGUCUCCAGGCAGCCUCACCUUACCCACCAUGAACAACUGGGAAAUGCACCAAGUCAUGUCGCCGUACAUUCCUCCUGAUAUGAACAGUAUCGCCAGUGGUUCCAUGAUGAACAGCGCACAGUCAGGCUACAACUCGACAAACAUGAACAGGCCUGGCUACGAGUUUGCAGCAGGUGGGCCGAGCAGUGCCGGACAAGAGUUCGGAGGCCCCCUGUCUCACCUCAGCGAGUCGGUCAGCUUGCUUGACCCGCUCAACGCCAUGGAGAAGAGUCUCAAUGACCAGAUGCCGCAUACACCUCACACUCCACACACACCAGGGGCAGUGGCCAGCACGCCUGGUCAGGCCAACACCCCCGGAGGCGGUAACAGCGGCCCACCAAGCGUUCCACCAAAUGACCCUAACCUGUCGAGUGGCGGUCCUGGCAGCAACAACACAUCUUCAAACGCCCUUCCGCCGGCAGACUCAGAAAUCCCCUCCGACCUCAAUUUUGACCCAGCGGCAGUAAUCGAUGGAGAGGGCACUGGCCAGGAAGCACUUAAUUUGUUGCCGGACAACGUGGUGGACCCAAUGGAGUUGCUGUCGUACCUGGACCCACCAGACCUGGCGACGCCGCCGUCGAGCGGUGCCAGCAGCUCAGGAGCAAGUGGAACGCCUGGUGGCACCACCAGCGACGACAUCCUUGCCCUCUUCGAGUAGACUGCCCCUGAAAAUGGAAACAAAGAAAGAAAGACUCGCAAGUGCGCGCGCUAUCUUUUUGACUCUGACCAAAGCUCCUACUUCUUCUUUUAUACCUGCUGUGUGGACUUGCUCGCUCGUUCUCAUUCAGUGCUUUUCUACCUGUACAUAGCGCGGCCAGUAGUUCGGUGGACACUUCAGUAGCAGACUCUCUUCGUCGUUCUGCGUCCGGCCCGACUCGUCGGUUUUUCUCUCGAAAAGAACGAGGUGUGAUCCGAAAACCAUCUUCGGCUCGGUGCCGGAAUUUGAACGCCUGCGUGGGCUUGUCUGGAACCCAAAGUGUGCUCCCCCUUUAUAUUUUGACUUUCAUAUUGAAAGCUUAGUUCCUCUUUUGAAUCUGAUGUUCAAAACGCAAGCCGGGAAAUAAAAACUUGACGAAAAGUACAAAACUCGAAUUCGCAUUUUUUUCCUUCAGUAAAUUUUGGUUCAAGUAGCAAGAGACUGUUAUUCAUAAAUGUUAAUUACUGUGUAAUGGGUCUUUUUGUUUUCGACUUUCGUCCGGCUUGCACAGUUCGUUCAACCUCUCCCUUAAAUGUUGAGCAACUUUGGGCGCCGCAGCCCCUCUCUUAUCAUUUUCUGUCCUUCCGAAAGGAAUGUGUCCUCGUUAGUGUAUAAAAAUAUAUAUACGAGAGAUGAUUUUAUUUGAAGAACAGGGAUUACUUAAAUAAUAAUUUGACAAGUGCAAACCAACUAAUCUUAUUGCCAUUGUACAGAGAGAGGUCUUGUCUGUCUGUCUGUGUUUGUUGAUUGUGUGCUGUUUUUUGUAUAUUUUGUGUAAAGCCAGUCAAUACAAAAUGUGAUAUAAUUAUUUCAAUGAGACGAUUAUAUAUUUUUGCGAGAGGACUAAUUAAAAAAAAAACACUUAAGAGAAAGCAAAUAAUAAUUACGACUCAAGCGCCGAGUGUGUGUUUCCAAUAAACCUAACGUGCAAGAGGGCCUUAACAUUAAUCGUUAAUUAAUUUUGUUUCAAUGCAAAUAUAAAUGUGUACUGAGCUCCAAUGGCAAUGAGAUUACCACUGACCAGGUUGAUUGCUGUGUGCGCUCCGCACUUGAUAAUGUUUCUCAUAAUGUGUAACUUUGUUUGUUGAACGUCACAAAAAUUCAAAAGUACAAAUUUAAACAAAAAACGGUUGGACAGAGUGGCUCCUAAGUGACAACUUUCGAAGGCAAUCAAAAAACAAAUCAAUUAAUAAAAAAAUGCAACUGCGAGAGUCACUCUGUCACGUUGGUCACAAAAACGUUUUCGGUUUCAGGGUUUUGCAUUUUCUUUUUGAUUUUUUAUUUGGCCAGACUCUCAUCACUUUUUGGUGUGAAGCACGUUCUAUUUGUCCUCGUCUAAAUUUUCAAGUUUUUUUCUCCGUAGCUCUACAUCUUCUCAGAUUUUAUUUUAUUCACACUAGAAAUUAUUUCUGUAAGAUUUGUGACCAAAAUCGGCAUUGUGCUGUAUAAUAAAAACGCAACUUAUUGUUAGAAAAUCAAA